Messenger RNA from Strongylus vulgaris, 609 nucleotides. The record is from the annotation of a GenBank genome assembly. NCBI's taxonomy places the organism in Eukaryota, Metazoa, Nematoda, Chromadorea, Rhabditida, Strongylidae.
AUGAUGUAUUCAUAUUACAAUCCACGAAAAUCAGAUGAUCUUGGAAUUAUGGCUGAGGGAUUGGCUACUGUUUGUGCCACAUUGGGAGAGUAUCCCACGUUAUGGUAUAUACUUUUCUUCUUCGCACAUUUUCAUCGACAUAGGUAUCGCGCGGAUUUUGAACUUGUCAAGCCAUAUAAUGCAUGUAAUUGCUUAUUCAAAGAGUGGUUUAUAGAUCGCGGUUUUGACGCUGUCACUCCUCUUCUACACGAAUUGACCCUGCAAGCGAUGUGUCAAGACGUACUCGGAAUCGAGAACGACGUAUAUUGCUAUGAAACCGGUGGCAAGAGCCAUGAGCUCAUCUUAGAUGAAAAUGAUGAACUAUGGAUUAAAACUCGCCACAAGCAUAUUGCUGAUGUAUCUCAGGAAAUUGUCAAAGGGCUAAAAAAGCUUGGUGACACAAAAGAUGCUUCUAAAGCUGUUGCAGAUGUCAAAUCAAUCAAGGAUCUUUCGGAACUAAUCAAGAAGAUGCCACAACAUCAGAAAGAAUUGAAUAAGUUUACGAGCCAUUUUCAUUUGGUGGAGGAUUGUAUGCGAAAGUACCAAAAUGGCAUAGACAAGCUUUGUAAG